Molecule: messenger RNA, 1295 nt
Organism: Erigeron canadensis
Lineage: Eukaryota; Viridiplantae; Streptophyta; Magnoliopsida; Asterales; Asteraceae
Product: 11-beta-hydroxysteroid dehydrogenase A-like
Exons: 6
Coding region: 67-1119 (350 amino acids)
Molecular function (GO): oxidoreductase activity
Source: RefSeq, a predicted model, not a curated record
AAAACACAACUAGCUAGUGAUCGCCGUUAGUACUAGUAGUAACUAGCUAGCUAGCAGUAAGUCAAAAUGGAUUUGGUUAAUGGUUUCUUGAAUCUAGUGGCACCACCUUUCACCUUUUUCACUAUGUUACUGUUUCUCCCUCCUUGGAUCUUCUUCAGAUUCUGCCAUGGCUUCCUUCGCACUGUUUUCUCCGAAGAUCUUUCCGGCAAAGUCGUCCUUAUCACCGGUGCUUCUUCCGGAAUCGGAGAGCAUGUGGCUUACGAAUAUGCGAGCAAGGGGGCGCGGUUGGCUCUGGCGGCUCGGAGAGAAGAUCGUCUCCAAGUAGUCGCUGAUCGAUGCAGACAAAUAGGAUGUCAUGAUGUCAUUGUCAUCCAGGCAGAUGUCUCUGAAGCUCGUGACUGUAAAAGGAUGGUUGAUCAGACCCUUCAUCACUUCCAUCGAUUGGACCAUUUGGUGAAUAAUGCUGGAAUUUCACAAGUUUGUAUGUUGGAAGACGCUCAAGAUAUCACCAAUUUACGGCCUGUCAUGGAUAUAAACUUUUGGGGUUCAGUUUACACAACUAAAUUUGCAAUUCCACACCUAAGGGACAGCGGAGGGAGGAUCAUUGUGCUUUCGUCCUCGGCUUCUUGGAUUCCUCUCCCAAGGAUGAGUAUCUACAAUGCAAGCAAAGCAGCACUCAUGCAGUUCUAUGAAACGCUGCGAGUUGAAUUCGGGUCAGAUAUCAAAAUAACCAUUGUGACUCCCGGAUUCAUAGAAUCCGAACUCACUCAAGGCAAAUUCCUUUCACACGAAGGCAAGAUGGUAGUCGAUUAUGAUGCUCGCGAUAUGCAAGUGAACUUGCAACCGGUGGGGAAAGUAGUGACUUGUGCGAAGGAAAUAGUGAAACGAGCAAUGAGAGGAGAUAGAUACGUGACGGAACCAGGAUGGAUGAAUAUAACUUAUGUGUGGAGAGUGUUGUGGCCCGAGGCGGUAGAGUGGACUACACGAUUGAUGUGUAUGACAACGGUUGGUGGCGAGUCUCACCAUGACACUUUUGGGAAGAAGAUCUUAGACAUUACCGGAGCUCAGGGUCUACUUUACCCAACUAGCAUUCAAUCGUCCGAGUUGAAAUCAGAAUAAACCAAAUCGCCUUGGUGUUAAAAAGUUGUGGGGUUCUUAAUUAUAUACAGUAGUAGUUCUUAUCUAGUUUUAUGGUUCGGUUCUUUUGUUUGUGUAUAAAUAAAUAAGAAACUGGUAAUGUGUACCCAAGAUGAAACCGUUUGUUCAUAUAUAUUGUGAUUAUAGUAUAUUUUUCA